Tachysurus fulvidraco (yellow catfish) is the source of this 2914-nucleotide messenger RNA. RefSeq names its product ADP-ribosylation factor-like 6 interacting protein 5b (gene arl6ip5b). Gene Ontology annotation, biological process: negative regulation of transport. The transcript has 3 exons. Lineage: Eukaryota; Metazoa; Chordata; Actinopteri; Siluriformes; Bagridae. Gene Ontology annotation, cellular component: membrane. The record is from RefSeq and is a predicted model, not a curated record. The coding region runs from base 43 to 618 and encodes 191 amino acids.
GGAGUUUAAGAGGAACGCAGUUAACACGAAGUGAACAUAAACAUGGCAGGCGGAAUGGAGCUCGCACCCUUCAGACAGUUGGACGAUUUUGUCCCCGGACUCGAUAGAUUUGCUAAACCGGACAUGACGGAUUUAACUAAAUGGAACAACAGAGUAAUAAGCAACCUGCUUUAUUACCAGACCAAUUACUUUGUUGUUGUUCUUGUGGUUUUCCUAAUUGUCGGGUUUCUGAACCCUCUCGGCAUGAUCCUGGGUGGUGUCGUGGUGUCGUUGGUGUUCAUGGGCUCGGUGUGGGCUGGAGAGAACAAGGCCAUGAUCAAGAACUUUAAGAAGAAGAACCCUUCGCUGUUCGUCAUCAUCGUUCUGGGGGCCAGUUACUUCCUGCUGUCUCUGUGUGGAGGUGUGAUGGUGUUCAUCUUCGGCAUCACUUUCCCACUGCUCUUGAUCCUGAUCCACGCCUCGCUCCGUCUGCGCAGCAUGAAGAACAAGCUGGAGAAUAAGAUGGAAGGUGCAGGACUGAAGAAGACUCCCAUGGGUGUGAUCCUGGACCUGCUGGAUCAGCAGGAGGAGAAAAUCAACAAGAUCCAGGAUUUCAUCGAGAGCAAACUGAAGGACUGAGCGACCGGACGAAGGAUCCGAUCCCCGCCGAGUUCCCGAUCGGUUCCUUACAGAACGCCGUCGCUCCCGAAUCCUUCCUUCGCUCUCCGCCGUGUUUAACGUGCUAAAAAUCAUCUGAAGAUCCUGAAGAGCUGCAGCACUCCACCCUUUCCCCUCCUUAACCGUACGUCCAGACGUCUCACGUUUCCGCUUGUUUCUGCUCGGGAAUCACCGGCGACUCCCAAACGAGACGAUCGUAGUGAUUAAUAUCGUUUUAUUUCCUCUGAAUCUGCUAAAAAAAGAAUCUCUACAACAAACUGUUUCUGCUUUUGCUCUGAAACCGCUUCUUUCCUGCAGUGUUAAAAGCCGGCGCUCAAUUUACAGCACAAACAAAAACCUGUUAUAAUAAACUUUUUACUCGUGUAAACGUCAGAACAAACCGAACAAAUCAAAAACAAGCUUCGGUGUUUAAAAAAAACAUUCAUGUACGAUAUUUAGAAACUAUUUAAAUAUUUUAUUCCAUAUAUUUAAACACUUCGCCACAAGACUUUUAUUUAAAAAAAAUCCAAUUCACAAAUUCCAAACUAACUGUGGAACAUUUUACAUCCCAAAACGUGGAAAAAAAGUCACUUUUUUCCCAUAAAAUACAAAAUUCCAAAAUAUUAAAAAAAAGAAAGAAAAAAGGGUCACGAUUUUCCACCAAAAGUUUACACAAGUAUUUACUUUUUCCUUACAAAAUGUUUAAAAAAAAAAAACACUUUUUCCCCAAACAAACAAACAAACACGAAAAAACCUAAACAAACAAACUAAAUAACUUUUCUUGCAUGUGGCGACACCUGCUGUUUUUGUCUGAUCUCAGCAUCUGACCAGCACGUCCAUUUUCAUUAAUAAAUAAAUAAUUGGAUCUUUUAAAUUUUUUUAUUGUGAGCAGUUUAAUCUUCGAUGGCGAAACUCCGCCCCCGAUGCGUCUCGUCGCUUCUUCACCGUCGAGUCGUUUGGAUCGGACCGGAUUUCAACCGCGAGCCUUUCAGCCUGGAGUCGAACUCGUCUCCGAUCGGUCCGACUGAUGUCUGAUCGAUCCGAUUUAGUAUGCAAAUGAGUCGUUUACGCACAAUCGCUAGUUUUCCGCUCGUAUAAGUUAAAAAAAAACAAAAACGUAGUGACGUUCGAUAUCACAAAACACCUUAAACUUCUUAAAGACGUGUGUGUGUGUGUGUGUGGCUCACGUGUGUGUCAUGGUGUAUUGUGAGGAACUUUUACUUGUCACGUGUCGUCGUGUCUCAGAUCUGGGAAUCGGGUUCACACCUGCAUGUUUAUGUGGAUUAUUCCAGACCGGAUUCUCUUGGUGUGUGUUCACAACCUCACGUCUGAUCGAUUAGAAAGUCAUUCAGAAGCUCUUUAGAAAUAAUGUCAUUUUAUUCAGUGCUGCUUUUACGUGACGAUCAUGAAUUAGCACGGCAGGCUAACUGACUUAUGCUAGCGCACUUUCCUGUCAUGAAAAUAAUGACACAAAAAAGAAACAAAGCACUUUUUAAAUUAAAAGAUUAAAAUAUUUAUAUAUUUUUUUUUUUGGUCGUUCUAUAAGACUUGAAUUUGCUCGUCAUGACGAAUGUUUAAUUGUUUUCCUGAUUCGUUUUGAACCUUUCACACUGCAUGUGAUACAUUAUGGAGAAAAAAUGUUACCGGAUUUUUUUAUUUUUUUUUAGCUCUUUUAAUUGUUUAGCUUUUUAUUGGGUGGACAUUUUAUCCACAGCGAAGCCAAACGCAAUCGAAUCAUCGACGUCAGAAUUUUAAACACGGCUAAUUCUCUAAACGUUUUAUUGCUACCUCAGAUAACGAUCGGCGAUUCUGCAACAAAUCGAACGGACUCGAGUCGGAUCCCGUGUUUACGAUCGAUUCCGGAAUUCUGCUGCAAUUAAAUAUUCACUUGUGAGCUCAUUUCCUCUAAACCCUCCACGUUAUCAGAAUCGUAAUGACCGACGUCACGCGUGUUGAAUCCGUGAGGGAAAAAAAAGAAGUCGCUCCAUUUUGUAGCUAUGCAACGAACGUAUGACGACAGCCUCGUAAAUUCAUCUAUAUAAAGACUUUCCAUGAAUGUCCCUUUAUUUCUCUGACGUUUGGUUUGGUUUUGUUUUUUUAAACAUUACAUGACAUGUUCUAUUAAUGUUCCUUAAAACUCACUGCUUUUAUAAUCAUAUUUAUUGUUCCUAAAAAUGCUUUAAGGCUUCUUUAUAAGCUCCAUCUGUCUUUAUUUUGUUUUUGUCAGAUGGUAACUGAUGCAGAUGCAGAGUGAAUAAAAGUUUCUGACGGACUAAAA